GAAAGAAAAUUAUCAGAAAGAGCAGGGGGUGCUGCCCUCCACUUAUACAGACGCUGAUAAAAAGUCUGGUUCCUUCACUGAGAAGUUCACAUCAUUUGAGCUUGUUAAAAUGGAGGGUUCCUUGAUGGGGUACAACUUUUUAGGUAGUUCGGGACUAAAGGUGUCCAACAUUUGCCUGGGUACCUUGACAUUUGGAGAGCAUAAGGAAGGUCGGCCCGGUAACCUGAAUGAGACAGCCGCCCACGCCAUGAUGGACAGGUUUGCCGAGUUAGGAGGAAACUUCCUGGACACGGCCGACAUGUACCAGAGAGGAGAGUCCGAGGAGAUAGUGGGAACUUGGCUUCAGAAACAAGAUCGGGAGAAAUUCGUGGUGGCCACGAAAGUGUUUCUGCAGAUGGAUCCUAAUAACCACAAUAGUGUAGGAUUGGGCAGAAAACACAUCAUGCACGGCGUGGAACAGAGUCUGAAGAGGCUGCAGACUGAUUACAUUGACCUCUACUAUACCCACAUAUGGGAUAACGCUACUCCCGUAGAACAGACUCUCCGCACUCUCAACGAUCUUGUACGUGCCGGUAAAGUUCGCCAUAUUGGCGUUAGCAACGUGACGGGGUGGCAGCUACAGAAGAUUGUGGAACAUGUCAAGUUGAUGGGGUUGGAAAGCGUCGUUUGUCUACAGCAACAGUACAGCUUGUUUACCCGGGAAACAGAAUAUGAACUAUUGGAUGUGUGUAUGAAUGAAGGGAUCGCGUUCUUACCAUGGAGUCCUUUGAAGGGUGGUCUUUUAAGUGGAAAAUUCAAGCGGGACAUGGCAGGACCAGGCGAUCCAAGGGCGAGCAGAAUUGGCUGGGCAAGUGAGAAACCCGAGACACGGCAAGCGGAGAGCCACCCCUGUUGGGACCAUUUUAACAAUGACAGGACUUGGAACCUUCUGGAAGCCAUGGAAAGAAUGGGGAAGGAGCAUGGUAAAACCGUGGCUCAAGUCGCCCUCCGCUGGCUCCUUCAGAGACCCACAGUGUCUGCUGUGAUAAUAGGAGCCACCAAGAUAUCACAACUGGAGGACAAUAUCGGGGCCUCCACUGGCUGGGAGCUCACACAGGAACAGGUAUGA
Messenger RNA from Lingula anatina, 1108 nucleotides. RefSeq lists its product as uncharacterized. NCBI's taxonomy places the organism in Eukaryota, Metazoa, Brachiopoda, Lingulata, Lingulida, Lingulidae. Gene Ontology annotation, molecular function: oxidoreductase activity. The record is from RefSeq and is a predicted model, not a curated record.